AUGCAAAGCUACCAAGUGGACUGCAUAAACUUUAUCGGUCUCUACGCAACGCAGAUGAAGGUUUUCUCUAGAUGGCGAGGUUUCUCUUUCACUCCCCAAGAGUCGUUUAGUAACAGCAGGCGCAGGAACCGCUUCGCUCCAGAAAAAACAAGUAGACGUCAGUCAACCGGCCCGACCCCACCAUACCAUCCAUCCCGAACACUCCGAUCCCCCACUCCCUCACCUUUGAACAUUCUCAACCUUGUCGAAUCGUCAACAGCCCAGGUCUAUCAUAGCAACAAGAAGAUACUCGGUCCGAGAGCGAAACAAACAUGGCCCCAUCAUCACUCCUACCGCAACUGCCAGCGGAUGAUUCUAUGCUCUCGCGCAGGUUCGGCGCCGAAACCGCAAACUACUUUUCCGGGAACCCACUGAACCGUGUUUCGUUCCUCCGCGACAACCGAGACUUUCUCAAGGCCGCCUUUGCACAUCCCUCAACCCGCUUCCUCGCGCUCGACAAGCUAGCCCCUUUGGUUCACACGGCCGAGAAGAGAAUCGCCUGGAUCCCCCGGGAGGAUGUCGUGCCGGUAACAGGAUCGGGGCCCUUUGACAAGACAGAGGAGGAUAUGAUCAAAGACUUCAACUCGGAGGAGUCGCACCCUGUCAUAAUACUGCUAGGCUUAGACGAUAAGCAGAAAAUGACUGCGGCCGACCAACAAGUCUUUCAGCACAAGGACUACAAGGGUACCCCUUACUUUGCGGUAGAUCUAACAGAAAACCAGGAUGUGGUCGCCAAACUAGCUUCAAGAGAAGACCUCUCUUUCAACCAAGACCAAAGAAGUCUGGGUUUUAGCCCUGGUGAAGCUGCCAUCUAUGGCCAAGCUCGAGCUGUCAUGGCUUGGAAUGAUAGGAACCCAUUUUGCUCGCAGUGUGGACAGAAAACUUUAUCGGUCCACGCCGGAGCAAAGCGCGCCUGUCCCCCUACAGACAUGGCGGGUGGCGAAAAACGCGACAGGAAACCUUGUGCCAGUAGGGGCACCGUCUCCAACAUUAGUUUUCCCAGGACCGACCCUACGAUAAUCGUGGCCGUCGUUAGUGCAGACGGCACCAAGGUACUGCUCGGAAGGAACAAGCGAUGGCCCAAAUACUGGUACAGCACCUUGGCCGGAUUCCUUGAGCCGGGCGAGUCCAUCGAGGAGGCGACACGGCGAGAGGUUUGGGAAGAGAGCGGCGUCACCGUUGGCAGGGUUGUGUUGCACAGCUCUCAACCAUGGCCGUUCCCUGGGAGCCUUAUGAUUGGAGCCAUCGCGCAGGCGCUUCCUGGAGAUGGCGAGAAAAUAUUCCUCGGCAACGAUCCCGAGUUGGAGGAUGCCAAAUGGUUUACCAUGGCUGAGGUCCGGAAGGCGCUUGCGUCCGGGGUUAGCAACCUGGGACAGUCGGCACCGCCCGAGUACGUCGAGGGUGACCUGAGACUCCCACCGGACACGGCAAUUGCAAAUCGCCUGAUGACUGCCGUUGUGGGAGGCUACAAUGGGGCGUUUCCCAAGAUUUGA
Messenger RNA from Pyricularia pennisetigena, 1532 nucleotides. RefSeq lists its product as uncharacterized. Bases 312 to 1532 code for a protein of 406 amino acids. Gene Ontology annotation, molecular function: metal ion binding; NADH pyrophosphatase activity. Lineage: Eukaryota; Fungi; Ascomycota; Sordariomycetes; Magnaporthales; Pyriculariaceae. Gene Ontology annotation, cellular component: cytosol. The transcript has 4 exons. Gene Ontology annotation, biological process: NAD+ catabolic process; NADP+ catabolic process. The record is from RefSeq and is a predicted model, not a curated record.